Molecule: messenger RNA, 1593 nt
Organism: Triticum turgidum subsp. durum (durum wheat)
Lineage: Eukaryota; Viridiplantae; Streptophyta; Magnoliopsida; Poales; Poaceae
Source: the annotation of a GenBank genome assembly
AUGGAGGACGGCCGGAGUGACGCCAAGGAGGCCAGCAUGGUCGAGCUGGCCGCGUCCUUGGAGAAGGUCCGCCAGAUCGAGGGCGGCGGCGACGGCGACAAUGUCGAUGGCAACAAGAAGCUUUGGGGACUCCUCCGGCUGUUCAUGGCCUGCAUGGUCUCCGGCGGGAUCCAGUACGGCUGGGCGCUGCAGCUGUCCCUCCUCUCGCCCUACUCCCAGACACUUGGGAUUCCCCACCAGUACGUUUCCCUGACGUGGAUCUGCGGUCCCAUCGCUGGAUUUGUGGUGCAACCCAUCGUCGGCUACUACAGCGACCGGUGCACGGCCAGGAUGGGCCGGAGGCGGCCCUUCAUCCUCGUCGGAUGCAUCAUAAUCUGCGUCUCGGUGCUGCUCAUCGGCUUCUCUGCGGACAUCGGACGCGCGCUCGGGGACACCAAGGAGCACUGCAGCGUGAGCACGGGCCCUCGAUGGGCCGCCGCCGCCAUCUACAUUGUUGGCUUCUGGUUCCUCGACUUCGCCAACAACACCGUCCAGGGGCCGGCUCGUGCCAUGAUGGCCGAUCUUUCCGCCGGGAACCAUGGCCCCAACGUCGGGCAGGCAGUCUUCUGCCUGUGGAUGGCCAUUGGCAACGUCCUCGGCUACACGGCCGGUGCCAACGGGAAAUGGCACGAGUGGUUCCCUUGGCUGAAAACUCACGCGUGCUGCGACGCUUGCGCAAACCUCAAGGGCGCCUUCCUCACCGCUGUGCUCCUCAUUAUCAUCAGCAUGACGGUCACCCUGUACCUCGCCGGCGAGAAGCAGCUCGACAAGGCCGACGUCCAGGCCUCGUCCGGCCGCGGCUGCAUCUCCGCCUUCGGCGACCUCUUCAAGAGCUUGAAGAACCUUCCCCCUCCCAUGUUCAAAGUGCUCGCCGUCACGGCCGUAACCUGGCUCGCCUGGUUCCCCUUCUUCCAGUACGACACCGACUGGAUGGGCCGGGAGAUCUACCACGGCGUGCCGCAGGGGCCCAAGGCGUCCGUCUACGACGCCGGCGUCCGCGAGGGCGCCAUCGGCCUGCUCCUCAGCUCCAUCACCCUCGGGGCCACCUCCUUCCUCAUCCCCAAGCUCUGCCGCAAGCUGACGUCCAAGGUCGUCUGGUCCAUCAGCAACUUCAUGGUGUUCGGCAUCAUGACGGCCAUGGUUGUCGUCGGCUUGAUCUCCACCAAGGGGUACAACGCGGCCCUGACCGCCAACCUCACCGGGCCUGACCCCAAGCUCAAGGCCAUCGCGCUCACGCUCUUCGCGCUCAUCGGAAUCCCGCAGGCCGUACUGUUCAGUGUGCCCUGGGCUGUUGCUUCUGAAGUCGUUGCCGCGGAGGAGGAUGAUGGCCAAGGCCAAGGCCUCGCCAUUGGUGUCCUCAACAUUGCCAUCGUCGUGCCACAGCUGAUCAUCGCGCUCACCGCCGGCCCGCUGGACAAAGCCUUCGGGAAGGACAACACGCCGGCGUUCGGCGUGGGCGGCGCCUUCGCGUUCAUCUGCGCCAUCCUGUCGCUCAUCCUGCUGCCCAAAACAAGGGGCAAUUCCAACGCCGCCGUCAUGGGCGGAGGGCACUGA